AUGAGCGGAGAAGAAAGAAAAGGACUUGAGUCUUUUUUGAGUUUCGGUGGAAAGCUGAAAAAGCUGAAACGCGCGGGCUGGCUGCGGUACGUACACCCCAGCGACGUGGAAAGCGUCGCCGAUCAUUCUUUCGGAGUUGCAUUUCAUUUUUUGGGACUUCCCGAUUCGGACUUAGUCGUAAAUGGCCAACUCGCCGACAGAAACAAGUGCGCCGCAAUGGCCCUGGCCCACGACCUCGCGGAGUCCGUCGUGGGGGACAUAACUCCUUUGGAUGGAAUUUCAGAAAAAGAAAAAAGAGAAAAAGAAAAAAAUGCUUUUCUUUUUAUUUGCAAAUUUCUCGACGACAAACGCGCCAAAGAAGUCCGCGAACUCUGGGAAGAAUACGAACGAGGUGACUCCCUUUUAUUUCAUUCAAGUUGCAACUUUUCAAGUUUUGAAACAUUCAAAUUUUCAAGUUUUUAA
Molecule: messenger RNA, 462 nt
Organism: Eimeria tenella
Lineage: Eukaryota; Apicomplexa; Conoidasida; Eucoccidiorida; Eimeriidae
Product: HD domain-containing protein, putative
Exons: 2
Coding region: 1-462 (153 amino acids)
Cellular component (GO): cytoplasm
Molecular function (GO): 5'-deoxynucleotidase activity
Source: RefSeq, a predicted model, not a curated record